This is a messenger RNA of Hypomesus transpacificus, 1599 nucleotides long. It is a transcript of the gene asmt, whose product is annotated as acetylserotonin O-methyltransferase. Lineage: Eukaryota; Metazoa; Chordata; Actinopteri; Osmeriformes; Osmeridae. Gene Ontology annotation, molecular function: O-methyltransferase activity. The transcript has 8 exons. Bases 1 to 1056 code for a protein of 351 amino acids. The record is from RefSeq and is a predicted model, not a curated record.
AUGGCUUCCACCAUGGAGUCUGCUGCUGCUGCUCCUGAAUACCCCAGGAAGAUCUUGGACUACAUGGAGGGCUUCUUGGUUUCCAAGACUAUGUUUGCGGCGUGUGAGCUGGGUGUGUUUGACCUGCUCCAGACCUCAGGGCGCCCCCUGUCUGCAGGAGAGGUAGCGCAGGCUGUGGGGGCCAGUCUGGAUGGGACCGAGAGACUGCUGUCUGCCUGCACAGGACUGGAACUGCUCGCUGCCCACACACAAGAUGGACAAGUGAUGUACAGUAACACGGAACAGUCCCGUGUGUAUCUGACUCGCUCCAGCCCGGUGUCUCUCUACCAUUCCGUCCAGUACAACUCCAGAACCAUCUACCUCUGCUGGCACUACCUGACCGACGCUGUAAGAGAGGGCACAAACCAGUAUGAGAAGGCAUUUGGGGUCAACUCCAAAGACCUGUUUGAAGCCCUGUACAGGUCGGAUGAGGAGAUGGUGAAGUUCAUGCAGCUGAUGAACUCCGUCUGGAACAUCUGUGGCAGGGACGUGGUCACGGCGUUUGACCUUUCCCCUUUCAGGAACAUCUACGACCUCGGAGGCUGCAGUGGAGCAUUGGCCAAGCAGUGCACGUUGGCAUACCCAGAAUGCACUGUAACAAUCUUUGACCUCCCCAAGGUGGUACGCAUGUCGAAAGAACAUUUUGUUACCGACGGCAACCAGAGGAUAGGCUUUCACGAAGGGGACUUCUUCAAAGACCGGCUGCCAGAAGUUGACCUCUACGUUCUGGCCAGAAUCCUCCAUGACUGGACGGACCUGCGCAGUAUAGAGCUGCUGACCAAAGUCUACCAUGCUUGUAAACCAGGAGGUGGGGUAUUGCUGGUGGAGGCGUUGCUGCAUGAAGACCGAUCAGGUCCAUUGACAGCUCAGCUGUACUCCCUGAACAUGCUGGUGCAGACAGAGGGGCGAGAGCGGACGGCAGGGGAGUACACCAGCCUGCUCUCUGCCGCCGGCUUCAGCAGCGUGGAGGUGCAGAGGACGGGCAAGAUAUACGACGCCAUCCUGGCGCAUAAAUAGAGAGAACCGCAAUACCCAUGUACUGCCUGGCCCCUACAGAGAUGACCUCCGUACCCCUGGACUCUGUCCCCUAGAGGUGACCUCAUCACCCCUGGACUCUUUGUCCCCUAUGACUUCAUCAUCUCUGGCCACCCUGUCCCUUAGAGAUGACCUCAUCUUCCCUUGACUUCUAACUUACAUUUUACAUUUAGUCAUUUAGCAGACGCUCUUAUCCAGAGCAGAUCCAAAUGACUAAAAAUGACUAAAUGUAACUUCUUUUCUCUAUCCUGACUUCUCUUCCUACCUUAUCUUCUAACCGCUGGGCAGUCUAGUUUGACACGACUGGAGUUCCUAGUCUAGAUGAGUCUCUCUUCAUUUGUCUUUUUACUGUAGGGAUAAGAACACUGGGCCUUCUUCUAAUGAUGAUGCUCAUUCUCUCUGGUGUCCCUCGGGCGCGGCAGGCUAUCUCUGUAUCUCUGUCGCCUGAAACUCUUGUCUUUAUGCUCACGUUCUAGGUAUUAUUGAGUGUGUGCUCUACCCUGCUGAUAAAACCGAUCUGGCUCA